CUGCAAAAAAUCCAUACUUAUAGUUUUUCCGGCUUCCCGUCCGCCGUUGUUACGAGAGCGGCCCCUAGAGGCAAAUCGCUGACUCCAAGUGCUGUUUGUUCGUGUUUUUACACAUGCUUCAUAUCCGUUUAUAAUUAUAUCAUUAUACUUAUUAAUGAAAAUAUUCAUAUUUUAUUUAGCACGUUUUCAUGAUUAUUAUUAUUGUACAAAAAAAAAUUCUGUACUAUUUUACAUGUUUUUAUUUUUAUUCGGUAUCCAUUUUGAAAAUUUAUAUAUAGGUUAUCGGCAAAAAUGAUCACACCUAGUUAUCGAUAUCGGUGAUAUCCACUAUUGGUUGACCGCUAGUAAACAUAAUCUUAAAUGUGUCUGGAAAUGGACGGGAGUGAAAACUGAUACUACAGAGUCCAAAGAGACUAGAUGACCAGGCUGAGCAGCGCUCGUGUCUCAUCUGUGGAGACCGUGCCACUGGACUGCACUAUGGCAUUAUUUCCUGCGAGGGCUGCAAGGGCUUCUUCAAGCGCAGCAUCUGCAACAAGCGCGUGUACCGCUGCAGCCGCGACAAGAACUGCGAGAUGUCGCGCAAGCAGCGCAACCGCUGCCAGUACUGCCGCCUGCUCAAGUGUCUACAGAUGGGCAUGAACAGGAAAGCGAUCAGAGAGGAUGGAAUGCCAGGAGGACGCAACAAAAGCAUCGGGCCUGUUCAGAUCUCAGACGAGGAGAUCGAGCGGAUCAUGUCUGGUCAGGAAUUUAAGGAUGAGGGCAACAUGGCGGAGCACACCUGGGGCAACAAUGGCGACAGCGAUCACAGUUCCCCUGGCAACGGCGUCUCCGAUGGCAACCAGCCUUCUCCCGCAUCCACUCUCUCCUCCAAUCGCUCGGUGGAGCUGAACGGAUACACGGCCGCACUCAGGGAGCAGUACAUCGGCAGUGCCGUUGCCCAGCACUACCAGUUCCUGCCUCACCUGUUCAGCUACGCGGCGCAGCCCCGCAGCCUGUACCCGCAGAGCCAUACCCUCAUCAGCCAGCUGGUGGCAGCAGAGGAACUGGCACCACUGGGCACUCCUAUGCUCAUUGAGGACGGGUACCGGGUGACGCAGGUGGAGCUCUUCGCCCUGCUGUGCCGUCUAGCCGACGAGCUGCUCUUCCGUCAGAUCUCUUGGAUUAAGAAGCUACCGUUCUUCUGCGAGCUCUCCAUCGAGGACUACACACGCCUGCUGAGCGCGACGUGGCAGGAGCUCAUCCUACUCGCCUGCCUGACCGUCUACAGCGCCCAGAUCCUGGGAGACCUCGCCAACGUCACCGACAAAUACAAGCCGUCCGAUCACGAGCUGCAGGGGUUCAGCGAGGAUGGCAUGGAGGUGAUGGAGAAGUUGAUCUAUCUGUUCCGCAAGUUCCACCAGCUGAAGGUCAGCAACGAAGAGUACGCCUGCAUGAAGGCCAUCAACUUCCUGAACCAAGAUAUUCGAGGUUUGACUAACAUGGCCCAGUUGGAGCAGUUGAAUAAGCGUUACUGGUAUGUGUGUCAGGACUACACCGAGUACAAAUACCCUCACCAACCCAAACGCUUCCCGGAGAUCAUGAUGUGUCUACCUGAAAUACGCUGCAUAGCAGGAAAAUUGGUAAACGUUCCGCUGGAGCAGCUCCCCCUGCUGUUCAAGGCGGUCCUACACUCCUGCAAGUCCAGCCUGAACACCUACAGGUCAAGCCCCUCCCCCUGUGUGACGAAGGGCUCCGCCCCUGCCAACUAAAAGCCCCGCCUCUCGUUUCCAAACGACGCACAAGGGUUGGAGACGGGGAUUUUCGGGGUCGUGGAGGUGGUGCUCGGAUUUGUUUUACCCCAUUUCUUAAGAAAAGAUAGAAAGAAUGUAAGAAAGAAAGAAAGAAAGAAGGAAAUUAUGAAUGUGACUAGCAGCUAUUUUAUAUACGUUACGAUUUUUUUUCUCCCCCUCUCUCUAUUUAUUACCAGACAGAGCUGAAUGUAUGCUGAUGUACACUGCACACAAUCAAUGCUGCUCGUACGCAAAAUGCACAGACUCCGCCGCGGAGUUUACACGCGCUCGUCCGACUGCAGAAUGUGUUUUUAAAAAAAGAAAAAAGAAGAAUCGUUGCUCGUAGAGACAGAUAUACAAAAAUAUAUAUAAAUAUUACACCUCAGGUAGAGCCUUGAUGAGCUUUCUUUGACUUGCUCUAUUCCUCCCUCCCUCUCUCUCUCUCUCUCUCUCUCUCUCUCUCUCUCUCUCAUACACACACACACUGUACACACUCUUGAGAUUUCCUUCAUCGCUUUUCCAGCAGAAGACAGAAAUCAUCACACACGUCGCUCAAAAUGACGUUUCAUACGUUUGUUUAUACAGUAAGUUUAUGCAGUCACAAGGCAAACGUGUUGUCUCUUGUCGGACCGAACAGUCCGGUGAGGAAGAACGCGAUUUAACUUACAACUGUGACGCUUGUUGUAUUUUUCACCUUGUGUCAGAAAUCUGUCAUAAAUAUGGUGGUUAUAGCCUUAUUUGGGGGAACCGUUUGUGAAAAGUGUGGAAGAGAAGGAGAUUUAAUCGUAGCCUACACACACACACACACACACACACACACACACACACACACACACUAUAUGGACGAAGGUUUGUGGACACCAGAGCAUUAAAAUAAGUUGCUUGUUAUUAUAAACUCCAGUCAUCUGAAAAGAUGUUCCAGUAGAUUAUUUUGGAGAUUUGUGUGAGAUCCAUUCAGCUACAAAGGUAUUAGUAAAGUCAGGGACUGAUAAAGGCUAGGUGAGGGGGCCUGGGGUGCAGAUGGUCUUCAGUAGGGUUGAGGUUGGAGCUCUAUAUCAGGAGAUCUUCCAGUUCAACCCAUGUGAAGUAAAUCUUCAUGGAUCUUGGAAAACAUGUAAUAUUUCUGAUACAAUUGUGUGUCUCCAAACACUUGGCUGGAAAAAUCAGGUGCCCCAAUACUUUGGUCCUAUGUGUGUGUGUGUGUGUGUGUGUGUGUGUGUGUGUGUGUGUGUACACAUAUAAAACACUCCACACUAUAUAUAGGUGUAUAUCUGUUGUUUCUGAAUUAGUUAGAACUUCUACUCUCUGAAAGGUCGGCAGGAAACGAGCAAAACGUUCACCUGAGCGAGUUCAACCAAGGGGAGCGCUCGGAGAACGUGCACCAACCACGUUAACGUGCGAUUUAACGUGUCCUCGCCCAAACCCUGCUCUGCUUUAAAAAAAAAUGUAUUUCACGCUAAACAGAUUAUUUUAAAAACAGGGUAAGAACUGGCUUUUGUUUUUUUUUUGACGUCACUCAAACUCGGAUAUCACAACGACGUACUGUAGGUAGUUGUAGAAGGUUGUAGUUAGUUUGUAGGUGCUUGUUCUUUUUUUAUUUUUUUUUAUUUUAUCCAGGAAAGAAACGGGGUGUCUUUUUUUUUUUUCUUUUCUUUUCUUUUCUCUUUUUCUCCCUCUGAAGGACGCCCGUUAGAUGAUGUUAAAUAUCAAACUCCAAAGACCUGACGUUUAGGGGGAGCGGCGACGUCCUUGGGUGAAACGUCGAGAUGUUUUGAUGCGAAGCCAAACAGUUGAAACAUUCCAAAAAUCGUUGAGAAAAAAAAAAAAAUAAUCUUAAAAAAAAAAAAAAAAAACAACAAAAAAAUAUUCGAGUGAUGUUUACAUAUUUUUGCAGCAGACAAUGACGAGCAGAGGGUCACAGAGAAGUCAGGGUGGCUGGGUGAUGCCCGGCGCCCCGUCCUCCACCUCAAGGCCUCUCGAAUGCAGCUUUAAACCUCAGCGGUAACAAAAUAAUCAGGGAUUAUCAUAGGCACGGGUUAAACGAGGAAAAAAUCAAAAAGACGUGCUCACGAGUGAUACACCGUUUAGUGUUUGGACCAAAUGUUACCACUUUAUACACCUGCUUCUAAACAGCAGCUUCAUUCAUCAAUGUUUUAUUUUUGUCAUUUUAUUUGAGUUGGCGUACGUUAUCCCGGGUUUACUCUCGCUCGCUCGCGUAGCUACUGUUGUGGAUGGUUUUUUUUGCUUUUGGUGUUUGUUUUAGGGUGAAGGCCUAUCGCUUUUCCUGCGCUCAGUCUCAUUAUCAGAGGUCAUGCUGAACUUUUUUUGGUGUGUGUGUGUGUGUGUGUGUGUGUGUGUGUGUGUGUGUGGGUGUGUGUAAAUUGUCUGUCCUUUGAGACUGGGUUGAGGACUACGUAGACGGCACCCUCCGUUCGGCCAACAAUUUUUGACACCUUGGACUACAAAUACAGCCUCACACACGCACACACACACACACACACACACACACACCACACACACACACAGAUGCGCACAGGGCAUUUCUUUAUAAAAAGUGCUUUCGAACUCUUGAACACGUGCCUCAGAGAUCAAUUUGAAAAAUCGCACCCGGCAAAUGAGGUUGAGAUGCAGGUUCAUGAUCCUUGUGAGGAUUCUCUGAAGCUCAGGGAUUUUUUUUUUUUUUCUUCUUCUUCUUCUUCAAAUUCAGAGAUGCUUCACUUCACACAGACCCCUGUACUAAGUGCUAAGACCCCUUUGUAAGACCCUUUGUAACCUCUGCGCCUUUGUCGAUUGAUGUUCCGUCUAUUACAGGACUCAAUAAGAGAGGCCGUGGGCGUUCGGUUCGGAGCUUCCAAGUCUUCCGAACGCAUUGUCCCGUGGCAUUGAAUUUCCCCGUCGCAAUAGGCCUCUAUCACAAAGCGCACUCGUGAAUGUAGACCGUGAUUUUUACUCUCGAUGUGCGUUAAACUGUUAAAGCGUCCUCUGACCUCUGAAACUUCUCUUUCUUUUCUGAAGUUCUUUUAUAGAUAUUUUCGAAUUGUCCUUACGUUUGUAAACCCCCUUUUUUGUUGCAAUUUCUACAUUGAAACUACCUCUUUUUUUUUUUUUUUUUUUUUUUUGGUAGUGUCAUCAUGUUGUGUACAUUCAUUAAAGAAGAAAAAAAAAACCACUUUAUUUAUUGGUUUCGUUGCGCCACCGGACCGUAUCUUUGCGCGUCUCUUGUGUACGCCGGAUCGUUUCGACACGUUUUUCCCCUCAGUGCAAUGAUGACAUCGUCCUAUAAAAUAACCAGUAUUAUAUUUGUUGUAAAGGGUUUUUUUUCCCAUUAAGAAUGUAAUUCUUGUCAGAGCUGUCCUUAUUUCGGUGACUGCUGUUUACAAGCUUUUUGUUGUUGUUGUUGUUUGUUUAUUUGUUUACCCACUGUAAUCAAUGAGAUGCUGUGACACUUUUUCGGCCAAUCAGCUUUUGUUCUUUUGUUUGUUACGGUUACGGGUAUGCCAAUUGGCCGGUAUAAGACUAUCAAAAGUGCUAUCAGUUUUACACACUUGAAACUUUAACGGAAGACACAACAUCGAGUGUUGGGGCUUAUACGAAAAAAAAAAACGAAAAAAAAAAAAACAAUGGAGGCAGAUGAAGGAGGUUCUGAGUGUAGCUGCUGUCUCAGGGAAUAGACACGCUGCUUAAAACAAAAGCUACGUACGUAUAUGGUCUUCUUCAGAUUAACGAUAAAUGACACACAACCACCAGGAAUGUUUCUCAUGUUUACAGUCUUUGAGAUCAUUUCACUCAGCAGCUCUUUGAAGGACAACAAUGAUUUUUAAGCACUAGGAAGAAAAUGUAGAAAAGCAGAAGGAGGUUCAAUAAACAGUCCCAUAUUUUAACGAUUCAGUAAGAAUUUCAGCUUAUCAAAUACUGUAGGUUCUAACGUAAGCGGUUCCUUCAGAAUCUCAUGACCAUCGUAACGUUAGCAAAUUGGCCUUGUUCGAUCAUUCACUCGGAUCGAAUCUCUGUCAGGAAACGUCACGUAAUCAGAGCAAUUCUUCACGUACGCCACGUGUUUUAGGCGCGUUUGUCUCAGGUGCUUUUCCUAAGGUACAUCUCAGACCUCUUUCAUCUGCAACUCUUACUUUAACUACCUGUGAAGAAAAAUGUGACCCAUACGUGUUAUGAAAGCAUGUGUAGAUUGUUUUAGGACUUGAAACCAAAUAAAUGUGAAUCUUAUGCAACUGUGAAAA
Molecule: messenger RNA, 6004 nt
Organism: Silurus meridionalis
Lineage: Eukaryota; Metazoa; Chordata; Actinopteri; Siluriformes; Siluridae
Gene: nr6a1a
Product: nuclear receptor subfamily 6, group A, member 1a
Exons: 9
Coding region: 573-1748 (391 amino acids)
Biological process (GO): regulation of DNA-templated transcription
Molecular function (GO): DNA-binding transcription factor activity; zinc ion binding; sequence-specific DNA binding
Source: RefSeq, a predicted model, not a curated record